AUGGCCCUCUCCACCCAAGUUCCACCAAGGCCUGUAUCCAGUGAAUUAAUAGAAGAAGUAAUUGAUGGAUUUUCCAAAGACAUCUUUCCAAACAAUUUUAUUGAGUCAGCAUGUGCAGUGUGUGCUCAGUUGGUGCCUCAAAAAUUACUAUCACCUAUAUCUGAUGAAGAAUAUGAUGAAAAUCUU
Messenger RNA from Trametes versicolor FP-101664 SS1, 186 nucleotides. RefSeq lists its product as uncharacterized. The record is from RefSeq and is a predicted model, not a curated record. The annotation marks the transcript as partial. The transcript has a single exon. Lineage: Eukaryota; Fungi; Basidiomycota; Agaricomycetes; Polyporales; Polyporaceae.